Daphnia pulicaria is the source of this 857-nucleotide messenger RNA. Its product is annotated as failed axon connections homolog. The transcript is spliced from 5 exons. NCBI's taxonomy places the organism in Eukaryota, Metazoa, Arthropoda, Branchiopoda, Diplostraca, Daphniidae. The record is from RefSeq and is a predicted model, not a curated record. Gene Ontology annotation, cellular component: cytoplasm. Bases 49 to 825 code for a protein of 258 amino acids.
UCAUUUAGUAUUAUAACGCUGUCGCCAAGUGUGUCGGCAGAAAAGAACAUGUCCAGCUGUAAUAAGAAGAAAUCGAAAUUUCCCGUGGCCAAAGAUGUCGUCCUCUUACAUCAACUCGAUCGUGGAAUAUUCACGCCGAGUAUUUCGCCGUUCCCCUUGAAAUUGGAAACUUACAUGCGCAUGGCCGGCAUAUCUUACGAGAACGAUUUCAAAAAUCCAAUAGGACCUAAAGGUAAAACCCCUUGGAUGACUUUCAACGGCAAGGACUAUUGCGAUUCUCAACUGUGUCUGGAAAUGUUGGCUUCCAAGUUCCACAAAGAUUUCAGUUCGCAUUUGACGGCUGAGGAACGAGCCAUCGCCCGGUCGUUUCAAAUCAUGACGGAAGAACAUCUUUACUGGGUCCUAGUACUCUGGCGAUGGGUUUACACCAAAGGGAAAACCUUGUUGGACAUUCAGAUCAAUUUUCCGACGGGAUGGCGUUUGGUGAUGCCGCUGGCAGUUAGGAGAAUCAAGGCCCAAGCGUCCGCCCAAGGAAUGGGCCGUCACAAUAAGGACGACGUCAUCGAAAUGGGCCGGAAAGAUUUGCGUGCCAUUUCCGAUUAUCUCGGGACGAAACCUUAUUUCACGGGGGACAAACCCACCGAAAUGGAUUGCGCCAUGUUCGGCUGUUUGGCCCAAUUAGUGUGGAGCAUGCAGGGAUCACCUUACGAGGAACAAAUGAAAGGAGAAUUCGCCAAUUUAAAAGAAUUUUGCGAACGAAUGAAAGAAAAAUUCUGGCCCGACUGGGACCAAUGUCUCUCACCUCCCAGACUGAACGUUUCGUGAACACUCUCGUAAAAAUAAACUCGCUCUAUUUU